Anisakis simplex (herring worm) is the source of this 246-nucleotide messenger RNA. The record is from the annotation of a GenBank genome assembly. NCBI's taxonomy places the organism in Eukaryota, Metazoa, Nematoda, Chromadorea, Rhabditida, Anisakidae.
AUGAGGACCCGGAACGGGACGAGGUCUCAUGAAAUUGCUCGUUUUUUUACGAUACGCUUACUUAUUCAAGAAUUAUUCAGUGAGGGAGCAACAAUGUUCAUGAUCGAUGUGACGAAUAUGGGCGGAAUGACGCUCAAUGCAAGUUUCAUUGUUGACUUCGGCACUAUCGACAACGAUGCAGCAUAUCUGGCGCACGGUAUGAGGUUACCGACCGGGGAUUGUACGUCGGAGAGUUUCGUCUUUUGA